This is a messenger RNA of Pieris macdunnoughi, 1002 nucleotides long. Lineage: Eukaryota; Metazoa; Arthropoda; Insecta; Lepidoptera; Pieridae. The record is from the annotation of a GenBank genome assembly.
AUGUCGACAAGAUUAUACUUUGAUAUCGAAGAGCAUCAGUGGCCAUUAGUUUAUGAUGAUAAAUACAAUGUUUCGUUUUGCGGAUUUGAAAGAUUCCAUAUAUUCGACGCAAAGAAAUGGCGUAACAUAGUUCAGUUUUUGAAAGAGGCCAAAUUUAUAAGUGCCGACUGUCUUGUGAAACCAAAAGAAGCCAAGGAAAAUGAUUUGAUUGUGGUUCAUACAAAGAAAUAUCUGAAAUCUUUAAAGUGGAGUGCCAAAGUUGCAAUGAUAGCCGAAGUACCUAUAGUUGCUUGUGUACCAAAUAUACUGGUGCAACAUGCUUAUUUGAAGCCUAUGAGGUUACAAACAGGUGGAUCUGUGUUAGCUGGUAAACUUGCUCUCGAGCGUGGGUGGGCAAUAAACAUUGGUGGUGGUUUUCAUCACUGCAGUGGUGAUAAGGGUGGAGGCUUUUGUCCGUAUGCAGAUAUCACUCUACUAAUAAAGUAUCUUCUAAUGUAUAGAAGUGUACAGAAUGCAAUGAUUGUGGAUUUGGAUGCUCAUCAGGGUAAUGGAUAUCAGCGCGACUUUCUAGGUGUCCCAGAAGUUUACAUAAUGGAUAUGUACAAUAGACAUAUUUAUCCUAAAGAUGAGGAAGCAAAGCGAGCGAUUCGAAGGAAAAUAGAGCUUGGCAACAAAGUCGAGGAUCUUGAGUAUAUGCUUAAGCUGAGAAAGAACUUAAAAGCGGCAUUAAACGAAUUUAAACCAGAUAUAUUGGUUUACAAUGCAGGCACGGACAUUCUCGAUUCAGACCCACUCGGUCACAUGAGAAUCAGUGAUAUUGGUAUAAUCAAAAGGGACGAAUUCGUCUUUGAGAUAUGCAAGUCGCAUCAGAUCCCAGUUGUGAUGCUGACGAGCGGAGGGUACAUCAGACGGACAGCGAGGAUCAUCGCGGACUCCAUAAUUAAUCUGAAGGCUAAGGGUCUUAUUGGUAAUGAACCUGUAUCCAAGAGUUGUGGCGAUUAA